CCGAGAUGGUGUCGCUGCUGCCGCGCAUCGAGCGGCUUUCGUCGCGGGUGGUGCGGGUGCUGGGCUGCAACCCGGGGCCCAUGACUCUGCAGGGCACCAACACCUACCUGGUGGGCACCGGGCCCAGAAGAGUCCUUAUUGACACUGGGGAGCCAGCUAUUCCUGAAUAUAUUGGCUGUUUAAAGCAGGCACUGUCAGAGUUCAACAUCUCAAUUCAAGAAAUUUUAGUGACACACUGGCAUCGUGAUCAUACUGGUGGAAUACCUGAUAUCUGCAAAAACAUCCCUAAUGACUCUGAAUAUCGCAUCAGUAAGCUUCCUCGUGUCCCUCACCAUGAAGAAAUAAUAGAAGGAGGACAUAAAUACUUUUAUCUUAAAGAGGGAGAUGUGAUACAGACAGAGGGAGCCACACUCAGAGUUUUAUAUACGCCUGGACACACUGAUGAUCAUAUGGUUUUACAUCUAGAAGAAGAAAAUGCUGUAUUUUCCGGUGACUGUAUUUUAGGGGAAGGGACAACGGUAAUUGAAGACCUGUAUGAUUACAUGAAAACUUUGAAAAGGUUGUUAGAAAUGAAACUAGAUUUAAUAUAUCCAGGUCAUGGCCCAGUGGUACGUGAUGCAAAUGCUAGAAUCCAAGGCUACAUUUCUCAUCGAAUGGCACGUGAACAGCAAAUUCUAAAUGUUUUCCAGAAGAAUGCUGGAAAAUCAUAUACAUCCUCGGAGCUUGUAAAGAUAGUAUACAAGGAGAUUCCUGAAAAUUUACUUCUAGCAGCAGAACAUAACCUCAUAGUCCACUUGAAGAAGUUGGAAAAAGAAGGAAAAGUGUUACAUGAGGUGUCUCCCAACUUCAGAUGGAGAAACAAUUUAUAAGCUAUGCAAGAUUACUCAAGAGUAUUUUUAAUCUGCACAGUUGCUGCAUGAAAAAAUAUGAUGACCUCAGAUGAUACAUAAAAUAAAAACUAAUUCUUACUUUUUUUUUUAAAAAAAAGGCAGUAACACAAUUUUAAGGCAAUGUUACAGUCAGUUAAAUAAUGUUUUUCAUACUCUACUUUAUGGGAAUUUUAAAAACAACCUGAUAGGUACUGAGUUAAUAAAAUGGAAUGAAUGUGAAGAACUGAAUGUUACCUCUGCUAUAAAAUGCCCAGCUUUAUCAUCAGUGGCAGAAGACAAAUAGCAAGGUCUGAUAAACUUAAUAUUACAAUAUUAUAAAGCAAUAUUAUAAACUUAAUAAAUGAGCUAUAUAAAAAAACUCUAGUAAAAAGAAUAGAUGUUAUUCUAAACCUGUUUUCAUUUGCUUGUGCUUUUAAAAAAGUGAUUUUCUAGUAAGUUAUCUUUUGUUAACAAGUUAUUUUUGUUAACAGAUGUAAAUAUUGGGGUUUAUAGUCCUUUUUUAAUUUAGCUGCCUGUGCACAUCUUGCCUGUGCACAUAUGGUUGGACUUGAUGAUCUUAAAGGUCUUUUCCAACCUAAAUGAUUCUACAAUUUUAUCAUUCUAUCUUUGCUGGUUGCUUGUUGCAAUAGGUUUUAACAAACGCUGAAAGUAAUUCCAGACUUCUCUGUUUUCUGGUGGAAACACCAUUUCUAAGGAAUUCAUUCAAAGGAUUCAUAAAUUUUAACUAAUCAAUGUCAAAAAAUGCACGGAGUUGGAGCAGACUCUUAAAUUCUUUAUCUUCUAAGAUUCUGCAAGAAUGUGAUUUAAAAGCUGUGUAAAUUGAGAUAUGUAUUGUAUACCAUAUGAAGUUAAGUUUGUCACUUUAUAACUAACAAGCUUCAAGUUUUGCUGUUAAAUCGAUUUAAACUACAGAUAUUUUAACUAAAGGUUGUAUUUGGUUGUAAGAUACUGUGUAGUGUAUUAAAAUACAAUGUUUGAGGAUUAAACUGCAAGUUUAAACUUUCAGAAUAGUGUAUAAAUAUUUGCAUUAGUUUGUGUAUUCAAAGCGUGUGAAGUUUUUGACAGAUACACUUCUUUUAAUGCUGGCUUAACCUUGAAAAAAAAAAUCAGAUAUGAGAUGUUUGAAAGUACCAAAGACAAAUAUAUGUCCUUGAAAAUCCUUGGAAACCUUUCAGCAUUCAGUUCUAUACCUUCAUUUGUGAAACAUGCAUAUGUUUGGGUAUUUAAGGCAUAUUUUAAUAAUUACCAUUAUUUUAUGAAGUUGAUGGCAUUUGUUCUCAUCAGCUGAGCCAAAUCCAGUACAAAAAUACUCCCAGGAACAGCAAUCCAGAACUGAAAUCAUAUUCUAAAGUAGUAACCAGACCCCCGAAGAGGGGAAAUAAUAACUUCCUGCUCUAUAAAAUCAGAAAAUGAGCUCUAUAAAAUUUGCAAACUUCACUGAUCUUGGGUUUUGGCCUCAUCAUGACUCUUGGUAACUUAAAACUUUCUGUGCAGUGCCAUUUUGGGGUCUUUUUCAGGUCUCCUAGUUUUUCUUCCUUUUAUAUUUUCUGUUUACUUGCACUUUCCAUUUCAGCCACUUUUUUUCCCCUCCUCCCACAAACCAUAUUUUUUCAAUUCCUUUUGGAUUCUUUGUCUCUUCAUAAUUACUCAGAAGCUUUUACAUGGACUUCUUGUCAUUAGUAAUUACUGUUUUCCUGUAGCUAUUUCAUGAAUUUAUAGUUACCUUUUCCAUUGUUAGAAAUAAAAAGGUAAUUACCGCUGUUUUCUUUUUAAAAAAAUUAAUUCACAAUUCACAUGCUCCGAAUGAUGUCAUUUUGCUUCAGGAAAACAGAAGGAUCAAUGAAAUGGCACAGUUUUCUGUCAUGAGGUCUGAGAACCUAAGCCAGCAGGAAACUGGUAUGAAGAGGUCAUGUCUUAUUACCUUUCUGAGCUUAAGAAGAACUCUACUGGCAGGCAAAAUGUCAGUGAACCAUAUUAUUCCAGUUUAUUAUACUUCAUUUUUAAAUACAUGGAAAUGGCUUUAGAAUUCAGUUAAAGUAUGGUUGGAACUUGCAGGCAGUGAAGAAAGCGAGAGGAUACAAAUCGGAGAAUUCCGUGUUCUGUGCUGUGCUGCAGCAAACGCCUGACAUUCUCAAAGAAUGAGGGAAAUUGCAGCUUAACCAGACU
Molecule: messenger RNA, 3056 nt
Organism: Gavia stellata (red-throated loon)
Lineage: Eukaryota; Metazoa; Chordata; Aves; Gaviiformes; Gaviidae
Gene: LACTB2
Product: lactamase beta 2
Exons: 7
Coding region: 6-869 (287 amino acids)
Cellular component (GO): mitochondrial matrix
Molecular function (GO): single-stranded RNA binding; RNA endonuclease activity
Source: RefSeq, a predicted model, not a curated record